Arvicola amphibius (Eurasian water vole) is the source of this 7096-nucleotide messenger RNA. It is a transcript of the gene Adnp, whose product is annotated as activity dependent neuroprotector homeobox. The coding region runs from base 1666 to 4974 and encodes 1102 amino acids. Gene Ontology annotation, biological process: regulation of gene expression. Lineage: Eukaryota; Metazoa; Chordata; Mammalia; Rodentia; Cricetidae. The record is from RefSeq and is a predicted model, not a curated record. The transcript is spliced from 4 exons. Gene Ontology annotation, cellular component: nucleus. Gene Ontology annotation, molecular function: DNA binding.
AUAUAUAGCCUUAGGGGCAAGAUGAAUCUCAGAUUUUCAUUGCAGCCAUUAGACUCUUGCUUUCUAAUAAAACAAAAAAGUAGGAGUUUGACCUGGGUUAAACUGUGGUGUUCCUGCCCUCCUCUUCAGGUGUAGGUGAGAUUGAGAAAGGGGUGUGACUCAUUCAUUCAAAAUAAAUUUAAAUCAUUCUCAGAAAUUGAUGUGAGCUGAGAGAGGUGGCACAUGCCUUUCGUCCAGCACCCCAGAGGCAAGCAGGGUCUGAGCUGGAGGUCAGCCUAUAACAGUGCAUCUCUUCCAGUUAGUGUAUGGCUGUGACUAAGACACUCGCAUUGAACGUUCCCAAAAUUAUUUUAUUAGCACCAUGUUCUAACCAACUGAACUAACUGGUCUGCCCCUAAAAUUAUUAUAGAAUUUAGCAAUUGAAUUUAUAAAGUGUUUUAAUUUGGGUUGUUGGGACAUUACUAGAUGUUUUGACAAACUUCUCAUCAAUCCCAUUUUUCCUUUGAUUAAUUCAUUUCUGUGUUCCACUGCCUGUUGAUUCUGCAAAGACUUGGGUGGCAACAAAGCUUAAGCACAUUUGCUCUUAUGUCUAGAAAGAGAUGUGAGCACAGUGAGGAGACUGCUGCCUCGGGCAUUUCCCUCUGCUUUCCAGCACACCCAGCUUUUGAGCACAUUAACAGCUUUGUGUACUGUAGAGAUGUUGCUCACCUGAGUCCUGACUGACAAGACAUUUGUAGCAGGAGUUGUUCCAACUGAGGCUGAACAACAAAGCUUUGUGUAAAACCUGCUGCCUGAGGGCCUACUGUGUGCUCCCAGCAGCAUGGCCUGCAAAGUUAGGGUGUCCUGGAAGUGAUAGAUGAACAAGAGUGCAGUUCUAUUAGGCUGGACAAUUUGCCAUUUUAGUGCCUUGUGCUGAAAAGAGGGUCUCCUUGGUAAGGACCUGUUAGACCCUGCCAGCAUAGCAUACCGAAAAGCUGAGCAGGGCUUGGGGGCCGUUGAUAGGUUGGGAGAGAGUACCACCACUCUGCUCCUCUGUACUGCAGGGAUUUUGUUUUUUCUCUCUGUUUUCAAAAUUCAGUCUCCUUGUUGAGGUUUCUAGUUCAAAAGGUGUUGCGGCUUGGGGGGUCCUUCUUACACAUUUUUAAACAAAAAGUUAGAUGGGUAGCAUGAAUAAAUUCUGGAGCCAACUACUGAUUUGAACUUAUUCUUUUUUAUUUUGUUAUUUUAUUUUUGGUCAAGGUGUCACUAUGCCCGACUUGUUUCAUUUAGAGUAUUGGUGGUUUCUAGCUCAUGAUCCUCAUGCCUUAUCCAUCUGAGUGCUAGGAUUGGGGUUGCCAGUGUGUUAUCAACUAACCCAGCCUGACCCUUUUGAGUACUUAAAGAUAGUGGCCUGAGGAAAAACAUAGGGGACCUUUGAGUCCUUUUUCAUUGGGUUGGUAUAAGGCUCAGGGAGUAUGAAGGAGAAAUAAAUAGUAAUUGUUGCCCUUCUGGGGAAGGACUGCUCACUCUAGUUCUGGUCUUCAACUUACAGGAGUUCAUCUGGAGAAUGAUGAGGCUGGGGAUGUUGCUUUUCAGUGACUGUUUUAAUGUUGGGAGACCUGGCAAGCUUUGGGACUUGUGUACACGAACAUCCCCAGGUUCAGGCUUGCGGCCAGUAAAGAAACUAUGUUCCAACUUCCUGUCAACAAUCUUGGCAGUUUAAGAAAAGCCCGGAAAACUGUGAAAAAAAUACUUAGUGACAUUGGGUUGGAAUACUGUAAAGAACAUAUAGAAGAUUUUAAACAGUUUGAACCUAAUGACUUUUAUUUGAAAAACACUACAUGGGAGGAUGUAGGACUGUGGGACCCUUCACUUACAAAAAAUCAGGACUAUCGGACAAAACCUUUUUGCUGCAGUGCUUGUCCGUUUUCCUCAAAAUUCUUCUCUGCCUACAAAAGUCAUUUCCGGAAUGUUCAUAGUGAAGACUUUGAAAAUAGGAUUCUCCUUAAUUGCCCUUACUGUACCUUCAAUGCAGAUAAAAAGACUUUGGAAACACACAUUAAAAUAUUUCAUGCUCCAAACUCCAGCGCACCGAGUAGCAGCCUCAGCACUUUCAAAGAUAAAAACAAAAACGAUGGCCUUAAACCUAAGCAGGCUGACAGUGUAGAGCAAGCCGUGUAUUACUGCAAGAAGUGCACUUACCGAGACCCUCUCUAUGAGAUUGUCAGGAAGCACAUCUACAGGGAACAUUUUCAGCAUGUAGCAGCACCGUACAUAGCAAAGGCAGGAGAAAAAUCACUCAAUGGUGCUGUCCCCCUGGGUGCAAAUGCCCGAGAAGAGUGUAACAUCCACUGCAAGCGAUGCCUUUUCAUGCCCAAGUCCUAUGAAGCUUUGGUACAGCAUGUCAUUGAGGACCAUGAACGGAUAGGCUAUCAGGUCACUGCCAUGAUUGGGCACACAAAUGUUGUAGUUCCCCGGGCCAAACCCUUGAUGCUGAUUGCUCCCAAACCUCAAGAGAAAAAGGGCAUGGGACUGCCACCAAGAAUCAGUUCCCUUGCUUCUGGAAAUGUCCGGUCUUUGCCAUCACAGCAGAUGGUGAAUCGAUUGUCAAUACCAAAGCCUAACUUAAACUCAGCAGGAGUCAAUAUGAUGUCCAAUGUUCACCUGCAGCAAAACAACUAUGGAGUCAAAUCUGUAGGCCAGAGCUAUGGUGUUGGCCAGUCAGUGAGACUGGGUCUAGGUGGCAAUGCUCCAGUUUCCAUCCCUCAGCAGUCUCAGUCUGUGAAACAGUUACUUCCCAGUGGAAAUGGGAGGUCGUAUGGGCUUGGUGCUGAGCAGAGGCCCCCAGCAGCGGCCAGGUACUCCUUGCAGACUGCCAGUACCACCUCUCUACCCCCGGGCCAGGUGAAGUCUCCCUCUGUGUCUCAGUCACAGGCUUCUAGAGUAUUAGGUCAAUCCGGUUCUAAACCUCCACCAGCAGCCACAGGCCCUCCUCCAAGCAACCAUUGUGCUACUCAGAAAUGGAAAAUAUGUACAAUCUGUAACGAGCUUUUUCCAGAGAAUGUCUAUAGUGUUCACUUUGAAAAGGAACAUAAAGCUGAGAAAGUCCCAGCAGUAGCUAACUACAUUAUGAAAAUACACAAUUUUACUAGCAAAUGCCUCUACUGUAAUCGCUAUUUGCCCACAGAUACCCUGCUCAACCAUAUGUUAAUUCAUGGUCUGUCUUGUCCAUAUUGCCGCUCAACCUUCAAUGAUGUGGAAAAGAUGGCAGCACACAUGCGAAUGGUUCACAUUGAUGAAGAGAUGGGACCUAAAACCGAUUCUACUUUGAGCUUUGAUUUGACAUUGCAACAGGGGAGUCAUACCAACAUCCAUCUUCUGGUGACCACAUACAACCUGAGGGAUGCCCCAGCCGAAUCAGUUGCUUACCAUGCCCAAAAUAAUGCCCCGGUUCCUCCAAAGCCACAGCCAAAAGUUCAGGAAAAAGCAGAUGUCCCUGUUAAAAGUUCACCUCAAGCUGCAGUGCCCUAUAAAAAAGAUGUUGGGAAAACCCUUUGCCCUCUUUGCUUUUCAAUCCUAAAAGGACCCAUAUCUGAUGCACUUGCACAUCAUUUACGAGAAAGACACCAAGUUAUUCAGACAGUUCAUCCAGUUGAGAAAAAGCUAACCUACAAAUGUAUCCAUUGCCUUGGUGUGUAUACUAGCAACAUGACAGCCUCAACUAUCACCCUGCAUCUAGUCCACUGCAGGGGUGUUGGAAAAACCCAGAAUGGCCAGGACAAAACAAACGCGCCUUCUCGGCUCAAUCAGUCUCCAGGCCUGGCUCCUGUGAAGCGCACCUAUGAACCCGUGGAGUUUCCUCUGCUAAAAAAGCGAAAGCUGGAGGAUGACAGUGAUUCUCCCAGCUGCUUUGAAGAGAAGCCUGAAGAGCCUGUUGUUUUAGCUUUAGACCCCAAGGGUCAUGAAGAUGAUUCUUACGAAGCUAGGAAAAGCUUCCUCACAAAAUAUUUCAACAAACAGCCCUAUCCCACCAGGAGAGAAAUUGAGAAAUUAGCCGCCAGUCUGUGGCUGUGGAAGAGUGACAUUGCUUCCCAUUUCAGUAACAAGAGAAAGAAGUGUGUGCGUGACUGUGAGAAGUACAAGCCCGGUGUGCUGCUAGGCUUUAACAUGAAAGAAUUAAAUAAAGUCAAACACGAGAUGGACUUUGAUGCUGAGUGGCUAUUUGAAAAUCAUGACGAGAAGGACUCAAGAGUCAAUGCUAGUAAGACUGCUGACAAAAAGCUUAGCCUUGGGAAGGAAGACGACAGCUUCUCAGAUAGUUUUGAGCAUUUAGAAGAAGAAUCCAAUGGAAGCCACAGCCCUUUUGACCCUGUCUUUGAAGUUGAGCCUAAAAUUCCUAGUGAUAAUCCAGAGGAGCAUGUACCGAAGGUCAUUCCUGAGGAUGCUUUGGAAUCUGAGAAGCUAGACCAAAAAGAGGAGGAUGGUUCAAAAUAUGAAACUAUCCAUUUGACUGAGGAGCCAACCAAACUAAUGCAUGAUGCCUCUGACAGUGAGGUAGACCAAGAUGAUGUAGUUGAGUGGAAAGAUGGUGCUUCACCAUCUGAGAGUGGGCCUGGUUCCCAACAGAUCUCUGACUUUGAGGAUAACACAUGUGAAAUGAAACCAGGAACCUGGUCUGAUGAGUCUUCCCAGAGUGAAGAUGCAAGGAGCAGUAAGCCAGCUGCCAAAAAAAAGGCUACGGUGCAAGAUGACACAGAGCAGUUGAAAUGGAAGAAUAGUUCCUAUGGAAAAGUUGAAGGGUUUUGGUCCAAGGACCAGUCACAGUGGGAAAAUGCAUCUGAGAAUGCAGAGCGCUUACCAAACCCACAGAUUGAGUGGCAGAAUAGCACAAUUGACAGUGAGGAUGGGGAGCAUUUUGACAGCAUGACUGACGGAGUUGCUGAUCCCAUGCAUGGCAGCUUAACUGGAGUAAAACUGAGCAGCCAGCAAGCCUGAGGGGCCUGACACACCCCAGCACAUGGGCCAUGUUGCAUCUUGGACCUCUGUUCUGAUUGCAGAGCUGUCUUUUAACUGGCACUGCCUUGCAAGGACUGGUCAGUCAGGCUGUUGGGGACAUAUGACCACUACAGUCCCAGUGGUUAUUUCUAUGUCUAUGACAUGUAAUUGGUUGAUCUUGCUUCAGACCCUUCUCUGGUAGAUUCAGUGAUGAAGUGUGAAAAACCAAUAAGCUGGUGGCUCAUGAAUGCUCACAGGGAAAAGCAGUUCAUUGUUUGCUUUUCCAGUAUUCCUUUCCCUUGGUAAGAUGUUUGGUUGGAUGUCCUGGGAAAGCCUUACCCUGAUCACAUUGUAGUGCAGGGCGGGUAUACAUGCUACCAGUCCAGUGUGUCUAGUAGACUUGGGAACAUGGACCUUUUUUCAUGUAUUCAUUCUGAAUAGUUGAAAUGUAUAUUUGUACAGUCUUUUAGACCUCAAGUGAUGCUUAUGACACUGUUACUGUGUGCCCGUCAUAGAUUGGUUUUUAGUGUUGCCCUUGCUGUGUGAUAAAUGCUAUAUCUAGUUUACCUAGCAGAAGCUUGACCCUGCAAUAGUAUGGACCUUUGGACAGACUUAGUUUUUGCACAUAACCUUGUACAAUCUUGCAACAGAGGCCAGCCACAUAAGAUAUAUAUAUCUGGACUCUCCUGUAUUAUAGGAUUUUGGGUUUUUUUUUUUUUUUUUUUUCUGAGUAUCCUUGACAUUACAGUUGUCAAAACUGAUAUUUCAGAUCUCUUUCUGAGACCUUUUAAGCUAAAAUAACAUGCAAGAAUUGAUUUUACAGCUACUAAUUUUGACACCUUUUAGAUCUGUAAGAGUGUUGUGUCAGCAGCAAGCACGGUUGAGUGCUACAUUUGGGAUAUUUAGUUUCCUCUUUAGUUGAGCACCGCUGGGUGUAUUCAUUUAUACCAUCUAAUAUAUGACACACUGUUGUAGUAUGUAUGAUUUUGUGGUCUUUAUUUCCCUUUGUAUUCAUUUUAAGCAUCUAAAUAAAUUGCUGUAUUGUGCUUAAUGUAAAUAUUUGCUUUUAUUACACAAGACAGCCCUGUGUGUCCAUUACAUCUUAUGCUGUUUGAUGCCCCAGCACCCUGACUGAGUAGAGAUGGAAGCCACGCUUACGAAGAAAACUUGUGGGAAACCACGAUCUGUCAUUUGCCUAAAGCAUGCUCUCUCUCCAGGUACCAGCUACAAAUUGUUUUCAUGCGUGUGUAUGUUUCCUUUUGCUGCAAAAGUAAACAUCCUUGAGGUUUUCUGUUCCCCUUUGAUAAGGAGCAAAACUUGGGUCUAUGUAAAUGUCGAUGGUGGCAGAUAUCAGUAUGUUGGCUUCUCGUGGUCUUUCUUCCCUGCAUACCGUUCAUUCCCGCCUUAUGGCAACAGUUGUACCAAACAGGCAACUGCUUUGCCUCUGGAGUCCUUUGACCAUUUUGCUCUGAAAAGAAAGAUUGGAUAGCACACAUUUGAGGGCACUGGCACUGAAGGAGCUGGCAGAUUUACUGCGCAGGGAAUUCCAAGAACAGGCUAAAUUCAGAAUGCAGUAAGGAGGCAGAAGUGGCCUAUCAUUUAGGGUAGAACUUUUCUCCAUACUGGGGUAGGUCAACCAUCUCUCAGCAACAUUGCCUUAGAGAACUCAGGCUACCUUCCAGGACUCCUGAAUCUCUUUCCAAGAAAAGCUUUUAGUAGAGGAAAUGUACAAUUCUAGCACGAGCUUUCUGAAAUCAGUCUUGCCAGGAUACAUUAUGAAUGUGUGCAACAACUAUGGUUCAGGGAGUAUUACUUCAUCACUACAUGCUACAGACACCCAGUCAGAAACACCAUCUGGUAUUUAAGCCACCUCCCACUUCUGGGAAUUUAGCCUAAAAUGUGCAAGGAACACUAAUGAGAUGGUUGCAGGUAGCAUGGAGUGAGGUCGGGCUUGUCCUGUCUGGACAUCAUAGCUGAGUUCUGGUGCUGCCUUGCCAGGUGGGUGGAUGGGUGUGAGACCUCCAGCACCAAAAGGGUUUAGCCACCAUGAUGGAAAUGGGUUCCCAGGUGGAAAUGAUGCCGAAGCUCUGAAUGUGUCUCAAUAAAAGCCAUUUUGAAAGAA